CGGUAGGUUACUCUCAGGAAGCUCUUAUACACUUGACACAGGACGAACUUAGACUGAGAAGUCUUUUCGGCUCAUUGGAUUUGACCUGAUAUCUGCAACAACUUGUCUUUUAUUCUGAGAGAGAUGGCCAUUCCCCGGAUGUUGAACUCCAACACACCAUUCACCAUUGUUACCGGUGGCUCGGAGAUCUCUUUUCUGGGUAAAGAAGAGAGCAGCCAAGGAUGCGAGGAAGAAGCGGAGUCAUUGGUUCAGGCCAUCGGACCACAUCUGACCCGUGUGAUGCAGCUCGGCACUGCCAAACACGUGAUAACAAAUGACCUGGAGGGGAUUCCUUGUGUGUCCAUAGUGGCACAAGCUGAGAGAGAGGACUUUCAAGAGUUCAGCCCGUCCAACACUCAGAAUCCCUGCCUGCGACCUCACCUCCUCCAGAAGCACAGAUCUUUCAGUGAGGAUGCUGCCUUACUAUCCAACACAGAAGAUGAAGUGUUUCAUCAACACCUCCACAGAAAACAGCGCAGAAAGACUCGAAGCCGACCAAAGAGGCUGGAGGAAGGAGGGGAGCCUCCAGUUAUCCAGGGUUUGUGGGUGCAAGAGAUCGACUGGCUGAAGACGACUGGGAUCAUACCACCACCUCCUCAGUUCACCGACUCCUAUCGCCUGCCGGACUCCUGCAUGUCUGGACAGACAGACGACUUGUCCAGCUCUGAUGACAGAGACUGCUCAGACUGUGACCAUGAAUCUGUAUUCAGUCACGAAAGCGAGUCAGACUCAUCUUGCUGCAGUGAAUCUGAUCAGCUUGGAAUAGAAUCAAACAUUUCUGAUCCGACCUCUGACUUGAUGAAUGUCUCUGGUUUUCACUCGAAUUGGGAUUCCGACUCCUUGGAGUUUCUGGAAAGCUUGCAGGAGAUUUCAGACUCGUCUCAGGCGACUUUCACAUUUAAUGACAGUGACUCAGAGUUUGAUGAGUUGAAAGGCAGAGUGAUGCAGAUACCAAAACUCUUCAUUUCAACUUUCAUUAACCACUCAAUAAAACAGAUUCUGGAUAACUGGACAACCACCAAACCUGCCAAUGAAGGACUUAUAUUCCAUCAUCUUCUACACCCCAACAGUUUUCAGUACAGAGAGGGAGAGGAGUACUUUGUUCUUCACCACAUCCAGAACGGCUCGUAUGGUGACGUGUUUUGUGUUCGGGAUAAAAGCAGUGGCUUCAAAUGUGCUGCCAAAAGGAUUCCCCUGAGUCACUUUAGCAGUGAGGAGGUGAAGACAUGGAGCGCCCUGAACUCCCCUCGAGUUGUGGAGCUGUUUGGAGCAGUGAGAGAUGGACUGAACGUCAUACUCUUUAUGGAACUAAAACCAGCUUGCUUGGCCCAGCUUCUAAAAGAGAUUACCUGCCUCCCUGAAGAUUUAGCCCUGCAUUACCUUCAUCAGACACUGGGGGCUCUUGAGCACCUGCACCACAAAAAGGUGGUUCACCUGGAUGUCAAAGCUGACAAUGUGCUGCUGUCUGCAGACUGCAGAGACACGUUUCUCUGUGACUUUGGUCUCUCAGAGAUGUUAGAUGACAACAGACGGAGCACUGAAGCAUUUAGAGGAACAGCCUUUCCUGGCACAGAGACUCAUAUGGCCCCAGAGGUGGCUCGAGGAGAUCAAGUGUGCUCCAAGGCAGAUGUGUGGAGCAGCUGUUGUAUGCUACUGCAUAUGCUCAAUGGGUGCCAGCCGUGGAUACGCUACUAUUCCCAUCCACUGUGUCUCAAGAUUGUCAAUGAGCCCCCACCUUUAUGGGAGGUGCCGUCCAACUGUAACAACUUCACAGCCAGCGUGUUUAGGGCUGGACUUCGGAAGGACCCGGACAGACGAGCGUCGGCCAAGGACCUCAGGAGAAAAACCACCAAAGCCCUCAGAGCAGUUGGAGGUUUGAGCUCUUCCUCCAUUAAAGCCGCCUGUGAGAAGUUGCAUCAUGGCCAACGGGAAGACAAACUCUUUUCCCCAAAAGAACCAUCAUCAUUCUCCUCCUCCUUCUCCUCCUCCUCCUCAUCAUCAUCCCAAGCCACUUCCUCAGACCCAGGUGUGUUUUGGGUGAGCCCUUGGAGGACUGUAGCAAUGGGCGAGGACACCACUGAGUGGAAAGGUGACAUCGCAGAGACAGAUUUUAGAACAGGGGCGUGGAACUCCCAACCGAAGUCCCUGCGAGUUGACUGUGACGAGGAGUCGGAGACCGGCUCUGAGUCAGAGGUGGACAUAUACAUGGCUGUGGAAGAGGAGUGCAUUCAGGAGAAGUGGCUGAAAAUUGAUAAGGACUAUGAGGGAGACUUUGAGGAGGAGGAUGAAGAGUGGGAUUCCUCUGGCUCCACUGAGUAUCUACGUACGCUCAAAGGCUUUUUCCCUUUGCUGGAGAGAGGCCUACAAACAGAUGAAGUUCCAUGGGGUUCAGAAGAAGAGCUGGAAUAUCUCAGAGAUGUGUUCUUCUCAGAGGUUCCUGUAGGGACAACAGUCCAGACUCCAUCCCCAGAACCUCGAGAUGAACCUCCAUCUUGUUUCAGCUGCUCAGACACAUCACAGAUAGAUGAGGACUCAGAACAUUCAUCUGAUGACCUCAGUUCUGGAGUGUUUUCUUCCUGCAACAGUCACUCCGGUGGACAAUUGGUAUGGAUACCUUCAGCCGAUCAGACAUCUCCACGCUGCUUUGAGGGUGUUGACAUCUGGAUAGAGAACCUUCAAGGGAAGUGUUUUAGGAUCAAAGAACGGCGGAAAGUCAAAGUGGGUCAUGUUGCCAUAGGAAUCAGUGAUCAGAUCUCAGAGAAAACCUUCACUUUGGAGACUCUGGACAGAAAGAUGGUGUCCUUCGAGGAAGAGAUCAGUGAAUCGGGAUCAUGGUUCCGCUGUGCUCCUGCUCCUGACAGAUGUCAGCGCUGGAGCUGGAGAGUCCAAGACGGCAAGCUGGAGCUCAGAGAAUGAGACCGACAUUUAGUAGUCAGUUAAACUAAUUCUGUUGCAAAAAAUGACGGAAAGAAACCACAAGAGCUCAAAACGCUCAGAACUUGAAGGAAUGUCACAUUGUUGUGACCUGGGAGCUCUGAACUUCUUCAUUCUGAUCUUCACAGUGUGUGGAGGUUGCUGACCUACGUUGAGCUCUCAUUAGCUUUAUGAUGCCAUCCUGCUGUGGGAAUAACACGAUGGGAUCUCCAGGAGGUGUGUGGCUAGUAAACAGAAAAAUAUAUUUGUAUUGUUGGAACAAAAGACUUUCUCUACAACAUCCUGCUGCAGCAGGACUGGCUUGUUGCCACAAGGCAGUGAGGCCCACGGAGGAUUCUCGCUGUUCAAACACCUUUCAGCACACUCAGCAGAUAUUCACUAGACCAGGCUUUGAGUUCCCAGCCCUCAAAACCCAGUUGUGAUAUCUGCAGCUGAUGCCUUCGGCUCUUUAAAUGAAACAAAUAAUUUUGUGCUUUACAUUUGAUGUCUUUCAGAGAUAGUUUGGAUGUGCAUUUCACAUUGUUUUCUCUAAUCAGUCUGCAAACUCUGAUUUGUCUCACCUCAUCAGCAAUGCUGCUCCUCACUUUGUUUUGCGUCUGUCUGUUGUGCUAAAAAUCCAGGACAUGUGCAGUUUCAGAAAAGUUAAACCAACAUCAAACUAAAAUCCUUGACCGUCGAGAGUUUAUGAAACAUAUGAUUUUAGACAUUUUAUAUCUGUACAAUUAUGUUUGUCUGUGAAUUACUCUAACCUUAAUACUGUUGGUGUUCCUAAUAUGCAGUAUUAUUUUUUUGAUACAUGUUUCUAUUAUUCAACAGUAAAUAUUCAAACUUAUAGUCUUGCAAGAUUAUUGCCUUACCCUCGUUUGUGCAGCCACACAGCUGACUAUUUAGAUAACAACACAAAUGUAAUUUUUCCAGUGACGUCAAAGUGUCUGUAAACUGUAAACAAAUAGGGGAGCGGUGACACCUUGGUUGUUUGCUAAGAUUAUUUACUUGCUUUACUUGCUUGCCUUCUUUUUGUUUUUCAUUCCCGUCAGUUUUACAACUGGAAACGAAACUAGUUCUCAGCUGCUCUGCGAGUUCUCUUUGCUGGUCAAACCCAAGUUUUAGGAUUAAGAUUAUGAAUUUUAUCAGCAUUUUUCUCAAGGCUUUGCGACUUUAAUGACAGCUACUUUUUUCUGUUGCGUCUAUCUCUAAAACUGAAAUAUUGCUUUUUGCUGUGUUUCCUAGUCAUUGCUUUGUUCAGAUGCAUUCUUACACUUGACCAAUGCUUUAAAUGUUUGCCCAGACAUCUGCACAUAUAGCACAUUGUAAAUGUUUACAGCUCUAAUAAACAAGUAAAGCUUUCAA
This is a messenger RNA of Poeciliopsis prolifica (blackstripe livebearer), 4323 nucleotides long. RefSeq lists its product as uncharacterized. The record is from RefSeq and is a predicted model, not a curated record. Gene Ontology annotation, molecular function: protein kinase activity; ATP binding. NCBI's taxonomy places the organism in Eukaryota, Metazoa, Chordata, Actinopteri, Cyprinodontiformes, Poeciliidae. The transcript has 15 exons. Gene Ontology annotation, biological process: positive regulation of canonical NF-kappaB signal transduction; protein phosphorylation. Bases 124 to 2955 code for a protein of 943 amino acids.